Molecule: messenger RNA, 1166 nt
Organism: Alligator sinensis (Chinese alligator)
Lineage: Eukaryota; Metazoa; Chordata; Crocodylia; Alligatoridae
Product: venom factor-like
Exons: 9
Coding region: 272-1006 (244 amino acids)
Source: RefSeq, a predicted model, not a curated record
CGUAGAGUUCCCGUUCCAGGAGGGGCUGUGCAGUGCGGCACAACCUGAGAAGUCAGCCUGACAGCUAGUGUGGGUGCCGCAAGGUGCUGUCCGAGCUGUGCGCUUUGUGGUGGUACCACUGGCACUGGGCAGUGUCAUGGUCGAGGUGCGGGCAUCCGUGUUGACCCAUGGCCUGUAUGACUCUGUGAGGAAGAUCUUCACUGUGCAGCCAGGGGGAGAACAGCAGUGACUCCAGCGCAGCAUCAUCCUGGACCUGAGAGGGAAACCCCAGAUGGAGCUCAUCCAAGGCCACCACUUAGACAACUUGGUGCCCGACACAGAGGCUGAGGUCUUCCUCAGUGUGCAAGGCAACCUCCUUGGGGAGAUGCUGGUAGGGGGGCUGGAGCUGGGGGGUGAUGUGCUGCAGCAGCUGGUGGUGCUGCCCAACGGCUGUGUGGAGCAGAACAUCUUCAGAGUGACGCCCAACAUCCUCCUCACCCACUACCUGGAUGCCAUGAGGCAGUGGCACCGUAUCGGGGUGGAUCACCGGGACCGCACCAUCCAGCACAUCCUACAUGGCUAUGCCAGGCAAAUGCAGUACCGCCAGUCGGAUGGCUCCUACUUCCCCUACAGAGGCAGCACUGGAAGCACCUGGCUCACUGCCUACAUCCUCAAGGUGUUCACCAUGGCCCACCCGCUGGUGAACACCAUAGACCUCCAGGCCCUGUGCUCCAGCGCUGCCUGGCUCAUCCGCAAGAAGCAGGGCUCUGAAGGCCACUUCUUUGAGAACACCCCCAUCUACACCCCAGCGAUGCAGGGUGGAUACUUGGGCUCUGAGCAGCGAACUUCCCUCACUGCCUUUGUCCUCAUCGCACUCAAGGAGGCUGAGCUGAUGUGUGCUGGGCAUGUGCAUCCUGCAGCAAGCCCAGCGCUUCCUGGAAAAGCACCUGGGCAGCCUGACCCAGGCCUACAGCGUUGCCAUCAGCUCCUACGCCCUGGCCUUGGUAAACAGCUCCAAGGCCAAUGACGUCCUGGACUUGCUUCCCGCAACUGGACACACUGGCCUACAAAUGAGCAGGACUCUGACUCCCUGACAACUGUGGAGGCCACUGCCUAUGCCCUCCUGCAGAAGGUGAAGCUGGGGCAGCUGGAGGAGGCCCACGGCAUUGCCUGCUGGCUGGUUCAGG